AUGGCAUCAUCCACACCAGUACCAGCAGCACCAGCAGAAGCCCGUCUUCGCGCCCGUAAACCACUGCCUCCGCCGACGCCGGCGUAUCUCCCUGCAACAAGUAGUCCUACAACAAGUACUACGACCACCACUCAGACGACGUCAACGGGAGGUCACGCUGGUAGCAGUGGUGAGAAUGGGAUUUCUGGUGUUCGUUCACCACUAACCGUCGAUCGCGACCUGUACGAUUCGAUCAAGCAAGGGCAACGCGAAUUGGUCGAUAGUUUCACGCUGCCUAUUCGCUCGGGAAGGGCGUGGAAGGCGCCGGCGAGGAGUGUGGUUAGGAUAAGUACGCCGGAGGGACCGCAGGUUGGCGAUUUGAACAUUUGGAACGCUCACAACCCCCGCGAACGCUUUUGGGCUUCUCGAACAAAACAACUGCACUCGUCACACGUGUCGACCUACGACCGUCUCUGGUCUUGCCUCCCAUACAUGCGGCCGCUGUGCACCAUCAUCGCCGACUCCCUCUCAUGGUACGGGGUCGACAACACGGGCGGUCGAGUGCACGACUUGCUCGGCACAAGAUGUGACCCGUACAUCAAUACCUUGCUGUCUGGACCUGAAGCAUCGUACGACUUCCAUUGCCAUUCCAACCUAACUAGAGCCGUUCUGCCUUUUGGUCUGAACGAGUCCGAUGUCCACGAUGUGAUCAACAUCUUCCAAGUCACCGGGCUGGACGAACAGGGCAGAUACUUCAUGAACCCGUGUCCGGCGCAGGCGGGAGAUUAUAUCGAGUUCUUUGCGGAACAGGAUCUUCUCAUGGCACUUUCCACGUGCCCGGGAGGUGAUUUGUCCUUGUGGGGUUUCGGCGGGGAUAGCGAAAAAGAAAUGAUCAAAUGUUGCAGACCAUUGAAGGUGGAGGUGUUCAAGCUCGUUGAUGAGGACAAGAUCCUUGCGGGAAAAUGGUCGCCUCCGGAACGACCUGCAUACCGCGGCAUGCAUGGUAUGAAGAUCCCAUUGGGAGAGACAAGAUAG
This is a messenger RNA of Exophiala dermatitidis NIH/UT8656, 1014 nucleotides long. RefSeq lists its product as uncharacterized. The transcript is spliced from 2 exons. NCBI's taxonomy places the organism in Eukaryota, Fungi, Ascomycota, Eurotiomycetes, Chaetothyriales, Herpotrichiellaceae. Bases 1 to 1014 code for a protein of 337 amino acids. The record is from RefSeq and is a predicted model, not a curated record.